This is a messenger RNA of Ostrea edulis (European flat oyster), 1223 nucleotides long. Its product is annotated as elastase-1-like. The transcript is spliced from 7 exons. Gene Ontology annotation, molecular function: serine-type endopeptidase activity. The coding region runs from base 120 to 1103 and encodes 327 amino acids. The record is from RefSeq and is a predicted model, not a curated record. NCBI's taxonomy places the organism in Eukaryota, Metazoa, Mollusca, Bivalvia, Ostreida, Ostreidae. Gene Ontology annotation, biological process: proteolysis.
AAUUUUGAUGAAAAGUCAGAAAAAUUUACGUCAUUAGUUUGUCGGAAAAUUAAACAUCCAUAAGUUUACACUAUAUUUUAAGUUUAUUGUAAUAUUACCUGGUGAAGUUCAGGGGGGUUAUGGCGAUGAAAAUCCUCAAUUUCAUUUUCGUUUUUUCUUUGGGAUGUAUCACCGCUAAAGGUGAUGAACACUUUUUGUCACGAGUUCGUCGUAUCAUCGGAGGCACUCCCCUUCAGGACGGCGAAGCGCCUUAUCUCACCUUUGUGGCUGGUUACAGCACUACACAAACUCGUGGAAGGCGGAGUAUAUUUCGUUCAUUUGACCGAAGGACAACGACAACAACAACAACAACAACGAGUAAACCCGACCCGGACCCUACAGAACCUUUUGUAGUACCAAGUCAAUUUUGUACAGGAAGUCUUGUUAAUGAACGAUGGGCAUUGACAGCCGCUCAUUGCUUUGAUGGGACAACUGCAACAGGUAGUAGUUUCAGGGAUCCAUCAUUGUGGAGGUUAAAGUUAGGAACAGUUAAUUUAAAGCAAUCAGGGGGUAGAAAAACAUGGAUAGAUAAGCUAUUGUGGUUCAGAAAAGCUGCUACCCAGACGAGUCAGUACGUAGGGAUAGAUAGAAUUAUCAUACACCCAGGAUACAAUGCAGAUGCAACCGAAGGUAAAAAUGAUAUUGCCAUCGUUCAACUUAAAGAGGCGGUAUCUUACGGACCAAAUAUUCAGGAAAUCAAACUCAACUCGGACAGCAAUUAUCCUCAGGACGGUACAAUAUGCAAAGCGCAAGGAUGGGGCUGUACAAGCAAUAAUGGACCAGGGAGCGACGUAGCGCUCACUGUCGACCUUCCUAUAUUUGAUUCCGAAGAGUGUGGUGAAGUAUUCGAUAUGACGUACAUUCUGUGUGCUGGUGCCUACAAUCAAAACAAAGGGAUAUGUUCUGGCGACAGCGGGGGACCUCUUAUAUGUGAGCGAGAUGGAGAAUCCGUACAGGUUGGAGUUACUGUUCUGGCCAAUGCCAUGGAUCCGGGAAACAACCCCGGAGUGUUUGUGCGUGUGUCUGCAUAUUUAGAUUGGAUAAAGAGCUAUACCAAUAUAUAACAAGAUACCGAAGUACAUCUGCUGAUUGAUAACAACCAAGAAGCAAUUGCUGAAAUAAGCGAAUCUGUAAUUAAAACUUGUUACUACUAAUAAGAUUACAUUAAAUUGUACAAAUGACAA